This is a messenger RNA of Schistosoma mattheei, 2724 nucleotides long. The record is from the annotation of a GenBank genome assembly. NCBI's taxonomy places the organism in Eukaryota, Metazoa, Platyhelminthes, Trematoda, Strigeidida, Schistosomatidae.
AUGCUACUUUGGAUCGGUGCCAUUCUCUGCUUUAUUGCAUACGGUAUUCAGAGAAGUGCUGAAGAUGAAGAUGUAAAGGAUAAUUUAUAUCUUGGUAUUGUUUUACUCGCUGUUGUUGUUAUUACUGGAUGUUUUUCAUAUUAUCAAGAAUCAAAAUCAUCGCGUAUUAUGGAUUCAUUUAAAAAUUUAGUUCCACAAACUGCACUUGUCAUACGAGAUGGUUUAAAAACUGAAGUACCAGCAGAAAGUAUAGUUGUUGGUGAUAUAGUUGAAGUGAAAUUUGGUGACCGUAUUCCAGCUGAUAUAAGAAUUAUUACUGCAAGUUCAUUUAAAGUAGAUAAUUCAGCAUUGACUGGUGAAUCAGAGCCUCAAUCACGUACAACAGAGUUCUCUAAUGAAAAUCCAUUAGAAACAAGAAAUUUAGCCUUUUUCUCAACUAACGCUGUUGAUGGUACAUGCCGUGGUAUUGUUAUCAGUACAGGUGAUCGUACUGUUAUGGGUCGUAUUGCAAAUUUAGCAUCUGGUUUAGAACUUGGCGAAACUCCAAUACAUAAAGAAAUAAAUCAUUUUAUUCAUUUAAUUACAGCUGUUGCAAUGGUUCUUGGUGUAACAUUCUUUAUUAUUGCUUUUAUAUUGGGUUAUCGUUGGCUUGAAGCUGUUAUCUUCUUAAUUGGUAUUAUUGUAGCUAAUGUUCCAGAAGGUCUAUUAGCCACGGUUACAGUAUGUUUAACAUUAACCGCUAAACGUAUGGCUAGUAAAAAUUGUUUAGUGAAAAAUUUAGAAGCUGUUGAAACACUUGGAUCAACAAGUACCAUUUGUUCAGAUAAAACUGGUACAUUAACACAAAAUCGUAUGACUGUAGCACAUAUGUGGUUUGACAAUAAAAUAUUUGAUGCUGAUACUACAGAGAAUCAAACAGGUGCACGUUUUAAUAAAAGUUCACCAACAUGGACAGCUUUAGCACGUAUUGCAAUGUUAUGUAAUCGUGCUGAAUUUAAAACUGGUGAAGAAAAUAAACCAGUUUUAAAACGUGAAUGUAAUGGUGAUGCUUCAGAGACAGCUAUAUUAAAAUGUACUGAAUUAUGUGUUGGUAAAGUUAUUGAAUAUAGAGCUAAAAAUCGUAAAAUUUUGGAAAUUCCAUUUAAUUCUACAAAUAAAUAUCAAUUGUCAAUUCAUGAAACUGACGACAAUGAUGAACGUUACUUGCUGGUUAUGAAAGGUGCACCUGAACGUAUUAUUGACCGUUGUAGUACUAUUCUACUUAAUGGUAAAGAAAAACCUCUAAAUGAUGAAAUGCGUGAACGAUUCAAUAAAUCCUACAUGAAAUUAGGUGGAAUGGGUGAACGAGUACUUGGAUUCUGUGAUUAUCGUCUACCAGCUAAAACUUAUCCAAAGAAUUUCAAAUUCAAUGAAGAAGAACCAAAUUUCCCAGUUAGUGGAUUACGUUUUGUUGGUCUAAUGUCUAUGAUCGAUCCACCUCGUGCGGCAGUACCAGACGCAGUAGCAAAAUGUCGAUCCGCCGGGAUUAAAGUGAUCAUGGUCACUGGUGAUCAUCCAAUCACAGCGAAAGCUAUUGCUAAAGGUGUGGGGAUAAUUUCGAAAGGUUCAAAAACUGUCGAGGAUAUUGCAGCUGAAAAAGGCAUACCUGUUGAACAAGUUAAUCCACGUGAAGCUGUUGCUUGUGUAGUACAUGGUUCUGAUUUACGUGAAAUGACUCCAGCACAAAUUGAUGAUAUAUUAGUUAAUCAUCCGGAAAUUAAGGUUGUCAACGUCAAGGAGCGAUUGUUUGCUGUAACUGGUGAUGGUGUAAAUGAUAGUCCAGCUUUAAAACAAGCUGAUAUUGGUGUUGCAAUGGGUAUAGCCGGUAGUGAUGUAAGUAAACAAGCAGCGGAUAUGAUUUUAUUAGAUGAUAAUUUUGCUUCAAUUGUUACAGGAGUUGAAGAAGGUCGUCUUAUAUUUGAUAAUUUGAAAAAAUCCAUUGCAUAUACAUUAACAUCGAAUAUACCAGAGAUUACACCAUUUCUAGUGUACAUUGGAUUUGGUUUACCAUUACCAUUAGGUACAAUUACAAUUCUAUGUAUUGAUUUAGGUACUGAUAUGAUUCCAGCAAUUUCAUUAGCUUAUGAAGAAGCUGAAUCAGAUAUUAUGAAACGUAUGCCACGUGAUCCAUUACAUGAUCGUUUAGUAAAUGAACGUUUAAUUGCUAUGGCUUAUGGUCAAAUUGGAAUGAUACAAGCACUUGGUGGUUUCUUUGUUUAUUUUGUUAUUAUGGCUGAAAAUGGUUUUUGGCCAAGUAGAUUAGUUGGUAUACGUAAAGAAUGGGAUUCACGAGCUGUAGAUGCAUUAAGUGAUUCAUAUGGUCAAGAAUGGACUUAUAAACAACGUAAACGUUUAGAGUCCACAUGUCAAACUGCAUUUUUUGCAUCAAUUGUCAUAGUACAAUGGGCUGAUUUAAUUAUUUGUAAAACACGUCGUAAUUCAGUAAUACAACAAGGAAUGUGGAAUAAAUAUUUAAAUUUUGCAUUAUUCUUUGAAACUGCAUUAGCAAUCUUCUUAUCCUAUUGUCCUGGUUUAGAUAAAGGUCUACGUAUGAUGCCUUUAAGAUAUACAUGGUGGCUUCCAGCAUUACCAUUUUCCAUAUUAAUUUUUGCUUAUGAUGAAACAAGAAAAUAUUUAAUUCGACGAUUUCCUGGUUCAUGGAUAGAAAAAGAAACUUAUUACUAG